AUGGACGGUAAUCCUCGCGAUCUACCUGCUAUGCUGACCGGAUGCACCUUUGGUAUUCCGACCAUGGAUCACAAGUCCCCAGUUCUUGAACAGUUUGGCAAAGCGGACGAGGUUGCGCACCGGCGUCAAGUCAUCGCUGAUCUCGAGGGUGCAUACCGUACGGUCCUCAGAGAUCUCAAAAGUGUCGAUGACGAUAUCGAGAAAGAACGCCAUUCUCUCUUGUUCAACCCGACCAAUAGUUCAUAUUCCUAUCUUGCAAGUAACAACUAG
This is a messenger RNA of Penicillium cosmopolitanum, 270 nucleotides long. RefSeq lists its product as uncharacterized. The transcript has 2 exons. NCBI's taxonomy places the organism in Eukaryota, Fungi, Ascomycota, Eurotiomycetes, Eurotiales, Aspergillaceae. The record is from RefSeq and is a predicted model, not a curated record. Bases 1 to 270 code for a protein of 89 amino acids.